This is a messenger RNA of Megalobrama amblycephala (Wuchang bream), 5549 nucleotides long. It is a transcript of the gene lgr4, whose product is annotated as leucine-rich repeat containing G protein-coupled receptor 4. Gene Ontology annotation, biological process: G protein-coupled receptor signaling pathway. The record is from RefSeq and is a predicted model, not a curated record. Gene Ontology annotation, molecular function: G protein-coupled receptor activity; protein-hormone receptor activity; protein binding. NCBI's taxonomy places the organism in Eukaryota, Metazoa, Chordata, Actinopteri, Cypriniformes, Xenocyprididae. Gene Ontology annotation, cellular component: membrane. The transcript has 19 exons. Bases 433 to 3348 code for a protein of 971 amino acids.
AGCGAGCGAGAGAGAGAGAGAGAGAGAGAGCGAGAGAGAGAGAGACGCUUGACUGAGAGCUGACCGUGUUUUCUACAGGAAACAAAUCAGAGAGAGAGAGAGUGUGAGAGAGUGAGUGAGUGAGUGAAAAUGCUGUUGUAACCGCUGUGUUUCGUCGCGGUUUUGUGAGUGUUUUCCUGGAAGCGGACGCUUAGCGAAUCACGCCAAUCUGGAGACCCGUUUGUUUAGACCCGGGAAUCUAAGCUAAAGGUGUUUAUUUUGUGUUUUUGGAGGCGUGAGGCUCGAGACUUCGCGCAGAAUGACCGUUGACUGGCCCGAUCUGCUUAUCGUUCGCGGGCAUUAGGUUGAAGGAACUAUCACUACCUCCUUUUGCUGGCGAAACAAACAACGCAUUUGCCUUCGAGUGUCUUUUGGUUCCAAAGGAGGAGAAUAAUGGCAUUGCUGGCAGUUCGAAUGCUUGUGCUGGGCUUGUGGAUAGGGGGGCAGUCAACCACUGCAGGAGAGGGACAGUCCACUCCGGCCACAUGCUCUCCGCUGUGCCGCUGCGAUGAGGACGGAGGAGCGGACUGCUCUGGACGAGGACUGACCACCGUUCCCACCGGCCUCAGCGCUUUCACAUAUUACCUGGACAUCAGUAUGAACAACAUCACUGAGCUGCCUGCUAAUGUCUUCAGAAACCUGCCCUAUCUAGAAGAACUACGUUUGGCUGGUAAUGACCUUGCUUUAAUCCACCCAGAGGCUCUGUCUGGCCUCCAUCAGCUUAAAGUCCUGAUGCUUCAGAACAAUCAGUUGAGGACUGUCCCCAGUGCAGCUCUCAAGAAUCUCCAUGCCCUGCAGUCUUUGCGGUUGGAUGCUAACCACAUCACUUCAGUGCCUGAGGACAGUUUUGAGGGACUGCAGCAGCUCAGGCACCUCUGGUUGGAUGACAACAGCCUGACUGAGGUUCCCGUUGGCCCCCUACAGCACCAGAGUAACCUGCAGGCCCUGACGUUGGCCCUCAACCGGAUCACACACAUCCCAGACAAUGCCUUCGCCAACCUCUCCAGCCUGGUUGUAUUGCAUCUACACAAUAAUCGGAUUCAGGAGAUUGGAAAAAACUGCUUUAAUGGGCUGGACAACCUGGAGACAUUGGAUCUAAACUUCAACAAUCUGAAGACCUUCCCAGAGGCCAUUCAGACACUGCCCAAGCUGAAAGAACUUGGAUUUCAUAGCAAUAACAUCGCAUCCAUCCCCGAGGGAGCCUUCUGUAGGAAUCCCCUGCUACGCACAAUCCAUCUGUUUGACAACCCUCUUUCCUUCGUGGGAACCACUGCUUUCCAGAACCUGUCAGACCUGCACUCUCUAAUGCUGCGUGGUGCCAGUAUGAUGCAGGAUUUCCCCAGCUUGACUGGAACAAUAAAUCUAGAAAGCCUGACUUUAACAGGAACUAAAAUCAAAAACAUCCCAGCAGACCUGUGUGAGGAUCUGACUGUGCUCCGAACACUAGAUCUUUCCUAUAAUGAGAUUGAAGACCUGCCGUCCUUUCAGGGCUGUGUUAGACUGCAGGACGUAAGUUUACAGCAUAACCAAAUCCAGCAGAUAGACAGAGGAACUUUCCAGGGCAUGACUAGCCUAAGAGUGCUAGACCUAAGCAGAAACCGGAUCAAGUUCAUCCACAGAGAUGCUUUCCUUUCUCUCAGCGCUCUCACCAACCUGGAUCUCAGUCUGAACUCCCUAGCCAGUGUUCCUACCGCAGGACUGAGUGCACUGAACCAGCUUAAACUGACUGGAAACGUGGAACUGAGGAACGGCCUAAUGUCUAAAAGUCUGCCCAAACUGAGGUCCAUUACGGUUCCCUAUGCCUACCAGUGUUGUGCUUUUGUGGCUUGUGACAGUGCAGUUAACCCAGCUGAGGAAGACGAGCGGACAAAUGCAUUUGGUGGUGAGGAGGAGAUGGAAAGGAUUCCUCUAGUCAUGCACUGCUCACCCUCACCGGGGGCAUUUAAACCUUGUGAACACUUGUUGGGAAGCUGGAUGAUCCGGUUGACCGUGUGGUUCAUCUGCCUGGUGGCGCUUCUCUUCAACUGCCUGGUCCUUGCAGCCACCUUCUCCUCGCGCACCUCUCCUCUCUCCCCGGCUCGCCUCCUGGUGGCUCUCCUAGCCUCCGCUAACCUGCUGACAGGGGUCUACGUGGCGGCACUGACAAUCCUGGACUCUGUCACCUGGGGCUCAUUUGCCGAGUACGGCGUGUGGUGGGAAACGGGUGCCGGAUGUCAGGUGGUGGGCUUCCUCGCGGUGUUUUCCUCCGAGUGGGCUGUCCUGCUGCUGGCGUUAGCUGCUGUGGAGCGUUGCUUUGCUGUGAGGGCUCUGAUGGGGAAGGCAGGAGCUCUGAGGUCCAGUAGCGAAAGGAGGGAAAGACGAAGGAGGUUCGGUAUCGCCGCACUCCUGUUGGGAUUGGUAUCUGUCGCGGCGGCUUGCCUCAGUCUGUAUCACGAAUCAGCCAUGGGCUCUCCUCUCUGCCUGCCCUUCUCUGGAGGUCCUGGACCAGGUCUGGGGUUCACAGUGGCCCUGGUGCUACUGAACACACUAGCGUACCUGCUGAGCGCGGUUGUCUAUACGCGGUUAUACUGCAGGCUGGGUCGUGCCCAGUUGGCUGACCCCGAGCAGGCCGGGUCUGUGAGGCACAUCGCCUGGCUCAUCUUCACCAAUUGCAUCUUCUUCUGCCCGGUGGCGGCUUUUUCUUUCGCUCCCCUGCUGGCCGGGACCAAUAAUGCAGUGGGCGGACCGGAGAUGGCCAAAUCCGUGACGCUCAUAUUCUUUCCCCUCUCUGCCUGCUUGAACCCUGUGCUGUACGUCUGCUUCAGUCCUUCCUUCAGAUAUGACUGGCUUCGGCUUAGAGGACGGGGCAGGGCCGGAGGUUGCGGCGGGCUGGCCGGAAAAGCGGUUACUAAAGGGACAGUAGCAGGAGGUUCGGCGGUAUCUGACGAUGGCGAAGGCUUGUCUAGCGACUGCGGAAUGUACACAAAGCUGCACGGUGACACUCGGGGAAUGUGCAAACACUGUGACGCCGCCCUCCACAUCAGGACAUCUUCCUCUUCCGCUUCCUCCUCUUCCUCAGCCUGCAGACAUUUAGUGAAGUCCCACAGCUGCCCUGCCCUGAUGGCAAACGCACCUCAGUGCCUGAGCUCAGAGGGGUACUGGCCCGACACCGGGACGCUUUCCGCCCAGUCGGAAUAUGGAGAUGAGGGCGAUUCGUUUGUGUCGGACAGUUCGGAGCAGGUUCAGGCUUGUGGCCGAGCUUGUUUCUGUCAGAGCCGUGGCCUCCCUUUAGUACAUUACUCUUAUAAUAUCCCCCGCAUGACAGACUGAGCUCACAGCCCCGAGCACUCACACACUCACUUCCUCACAGAGUCCUCCAGGGUGUGGAGUGUCCCUGCUCCGCAAGGACAGAGAACAGGGAGGGGCUGGACACAUGGCUACAGAGCCAAUGGAGACACAAACAGACCUGAAGCACUUUUCUCUCUUUUCACACUGUGUGUGUGUUUGUGUGUUUGUGUGUUUGUGUGUUUGUGUGUGUGUGUGUGUGUGUGUGUGUGUGUGUGUGUGUGUGUGUGUGUGUGUGUGUGUGUGUGUCUGUGUUUGAGUGAAUAUAGACCAAAUCCAUGAAAAGGGAAUCUGACAAUAUAGAGAGACUCUCUGAGCCAAAUGUUGUCAGCAAACAACAUGUCUUGUUUUCUGUUUCCUGUCCCCCUCAGCCAAAUUCAGUUGCAUUGGUACCCAGGGCCGAUUGACAGUUGAUGGACACAGUGAUCUUAUCUCCCAGUGCCUGCCUUUCAGUUUGCAAGAGAGUAGAACUUGUCUGUUUAUUUUCUUGGGGCAUUUUUUAGAAAAGAAAAAUAUAUUUUCCCUUUUAUCCUUUUAAACGUUUGUCCUUUUGAUUUAAAGCAGGGAUAAUAUGUGCUAUUGUCUAUUUGUCUUUUAUUCUUUGUUAUCAUAAAGCCUGACUGUGGCGGGGGAUCCCGUUCUAUGUAGCAAAGUUUCUCCUAAUACUGGAGUUCCAGUUUGCCGAUGAGAAUGUAAUGUUCAUGCUGUCUUGUUCCCUCUCAUUUCCCUGAGUAAGUUCAUGUUGGCCAUUAUGUUGAAAAGCAUUCAUUUCUUGCUUGUUUAUUCUGAAAGUGGUCCUAAAAUCACAGUCCUCUCCAGCUAACAGAGUGAUCCAGUUAUGCCAGUACUCUAUUAACUGUUUAUGAAAAGAAAUCAUCUUUAAUAUAUGUUAUACAAUGACAUUUGGAUGUCUUGACCAGAGCGCUUCCUUAAUCACUAGUACGUUUUUAAUUUAUUUUAAGACAUGGAAAUGCUUUGAUGAAUGAAUGGCAAACUACACUUUUAGUCACUAGAUCAUUGCGAUUUAUGUAUUUUGUACACUGGUAGUGAAAAAAAUGGGUUUCAUGUUAGAGUCAUGUUAUGGUUGAUAAACUAUAAAUAUAAAUAUAUUAAUAAUUAUACUAUUAGCUCUAAAUAAAUUAAAAAUAAAUCUUUUUUUUUUACAUUCUACAACUGAAUUUGAGCAUCAGAACAUUAUAAUAUAACAUGAAAAAUUAUAACAGUUUGAGAUUUUCUAAAGAUUACAUUCAACAGUUAUUUAAUGAUUAGUUUUUAAAGAUUAACUUUAAUUUAAAAUGUGGUGACUGCAAACAUAAUCUAAGUGUAAAAAUAUGAAAAAUGAGCAGGCAAAAUGAAAUAUUCAAUAUUGUAAAAUCCCAGUAAAUGAAAAAAUCGUAUACAUUAAAAUAUCUUGAUCUUGAAUAUUGUGCAUCCCUACACAAAAGCUACCAAGGUCUUUAAUAUAUGAAAACCCUUUGUUAUUCUACACCUUCCAUCCGUACAGUAGCAUUCGUGUUGAUCAGCUGUAUAAUAUAUUGAUGUUGAAGUUGCCAUUAAGCUAUGUCAGGUGAGAUGGACAAUAGGACCAAUGUGUGUCUUUGUGUUCAGGAAUAUAGAACAUUUCAUCAUCAUGAUUCUACUUGUACACCUUUGUCCAUGUAUGUUCAGGAAUUCAAGCGAAAGGAAAUGUGUGUUUGUUUGCCUUAGAUACAGAAUGUCAACACCUUCCUUUGGUCUUCUAAUAUGUUUGCAAAGUGGAUGCCAUUUUGCCAGUCAUAUAAGCUCCUGGCAUCAACUGACAAGCCUUGCAGGUCGUAGCUACUAGAACUGACAGAAUUCCAAAUCACGUGUCUAUGCAUGUGUGUGAGGUCUGAAUGUGUGUGUGAGAGAGAUGUUUAGAGAUGUCAGAAUGAUGUAAAUUAUUUUUGUAGGACACAUCUAAUCAAAAAUGGGAUGCAUUGUCUAACUGUGGAAGCUACCUCUUCAACCGUAGAGGCUGCCAGUAGUGAGUAGUACAUGUGGUUACGUUUCACAUGCAUUUUGUUGGUAUGAUUGCUUGCGCUGUAAAUACAUCUAGUUGUAUGUUCUCACUGAAUGAGUCAUGCGUUAGUUUGUACUGGGAGAAAAUGACAUACUGUAUACAGACAUUUUUGUAAACCAAACUAUAUAAACUGAUUGGCUUUAAA